CCGGUCACGUGAGGCCAGUGGGCGUGGCUCUUCGCGCCAGCCGCAGCGGCGCGCGGGGAGGCCGGAGGUGAGCAUGUUCCGUAUCGAGGGCCUGGGGCCCAAAAUGGACCCGGAGGAGCUGAAGCGGAAGAUGCGCCGCGAUGUCCUCAGUUCCGUCCGCAACUUCCUCAUCUAUGUCGCGCUGCUGCGGAUCACUCCUUUCAUCCUGAAGAAGCUGGACAGUAUAUGAACAUUUAAGACUCAGUAUAUGAAAACAUUAAAUGGACUGUAGCUGCUUUCCUGUUUACUAAUUAAGCAUUGUGAUAGAGGCAGUCAUCCAAUACUAAAUGAUUCUAAAAUGUUUCACUUAAGCAUAUCCGACCUGAGAAGGAUAGCCUAUUUGGGAGUAUGGGGAAGAUGCCUGUUCCUGCAGGUGAAUUCUGGUCAAAGAAUACUCCUUAGUGUCAUCAAGUAAUGACUUGUGAUGGAACAUUUCUUGUACUGUUUUGAAAAACUCUCCACCUCCAUUUUGUACAAAGUAUUAAAUGUUAGUAAGUUCUUUUUAUUAUGCAGCUACCUCUAAAUUGCCACAUGCUAUCAAUCUUACAACCUGUCUGUAUGAAAAACGAAGUUGUUAAUGAAUCCAGCUCACAGCAGCUUGAUUUGAAAUAAAUGGAAGAGCAGUUGUGUCACUUAA
Molecule: messenger RNA, 676 nt
Organism: Neopsephotus bourkii (Bourke's parrot)
Lineage: Eukaryota; Metazoa; Chordata; Aves; Psittaciformes; Psittacidae
Gene: TOMM5
Product: translocase of outer mitochondrial membrane 5
Exons: 2
Coding region: 74-229 (51 amino acids)
Cellular component (GO): mitochondrial outer membrane translocase complex
Source: RefSeq, a predicted model, not a curated record